CUGGGGAGUGUUUUCCUGUUGCUCAGCAGUCCCAGGCUUCCUUUAUGAAGCCCCUUUACUUCAUGCUGUACGGGCUGGGGCACUGGCGUGAGAGGGGACAGACUGGGGCCAUACCUGGGUCCUCCUAUUUUCCCUUCUCGGUUCCUCCCCAUAUACUGCCCUGCAGGCUUGGUAGCGUUGGGGAACUGGGGUGGGGGCAGGUACACCCUUCCCUCCCCUCUACAGCCACCUGACUAAAGAAUCCACAGUAAAUCCUCACCUCCUAGGGUUUCCCUUGUAGUUACUUUUGGAAAAGAGAAAAGAAACACUCGCUGACACCCCCCCAGCACCACCUCUUCCAGCCCGUUACCCUUCUCCCUUUACCUUGGCCGCUCCUAGCUCUCAAAUGGUGCUGUAGUUUGUCAUGGUAUUCCUCUGUAAGAAAACAUAAACUUAACCAGACUGUUUCGUUGGCACUUGGUGGUACCAGGCACCCUGUGGGGGUGUGGGAAGAGUGAAGGGUUUCACAUUUUUAGAAAUACAACUAAAGUUUCUUAUUUCUAGUCCUUCAGGGACAAUGAAUCUUGUUGGAUUUCCAUAAAAUUGCUUUGCUUCUCUGCUUCAGUCCAGUGUCUUGUAGGUUGACUUUUGUGUGAUCAUCUUACAUUCUUGGAGGAAUUUCUUUUUGGUUGCCUUUCCCUAGCCCGGCAGAUGCAGCCGUGUGCAGGUUGUAUUACAGCUGGUGUGAUGGUGCACAUGCACAUGGUGGCGGAGUUAAGGUUAAGGCUGCUGUUGGAUAAUACUUAGCACUUUUCAUCUGAGAAGCGUGAAAUUGUCAGGUUGGUGUCUGGCUUAGAUGAUUUCCUUGCUCAGCUUUAUCUCUGCACUAACAGUUCCAUUUGUUGGGGUAUUUGGAAGAUUUACUCAUAAUCUUGAAUGUAUUUAUCUGCGUCAGACCCCUUUGAAGGGGGGAAGUGUUGCUAUCCUCAUUUUACAGACGGGUAGCAGAGCCACAAGAGGCUAAGUGACUUGAGCAAGGUCAUUCGAGAAGUCAGUCGUGGAGCAGGGAAUUGAACACCCAUGUCCCAGGCUCGCACCUGUGAUUAUUUUAUUUGUAUUACCAUAGUGCGUAGGAGUCCUAGUCAUGGACCAGGCUCCGUUGUGCUUGGCGCUGUACAGAUCUAGCCAGUGGACCAUCCUUCUUUAUCACCUGAUGUUUGGUACCGCAGGAGGAGGAGGAUGUAUUGUGCAGAGUGCCAUCUGCUGGAUGGUACCCGACCACUGAUGUAAGUUGUUCGCCUCAUAACUGAAACCGAGUUAGUUUAGAUUUUGCUUGGAUCUUUCUUCUCACAUGAGGAGUGUUGCCUCACUACAGCACACAAAAACCUUUCACAAAAGCAUUCCUCACUGGGACAAUGCAUUGUCCACAGGCACCGUUGAGAAAUUUGGGGGCUUGGUAUAACAUGUUCACUAGGGCCCCACCCACUCUCAUUUCACUUUAUUUAUGCGGCGGUGACAGAUUUUUUGGGGGGCGACCCUGAGCUCAGGGCCGCAGUACAGUUGCCCCUCAUCAGCCCUGGUUGUCCAUGUGCAGUUCCACAGAGGUUAGGCUUAGGUUCUCCAGCAAUUGCAGAGGAGGGCUGGAUUAAUUCUUUUCUAUCCACAUGCAGUACCUCAGCAUAGAUAGGGGCCGUGGAGACUUAAGGAAGAAGGAUCCAAAUUUCCUAGCGUGGCAAGGGUUAGGCGCAUGAAGACUCUCAGCAGCAGAAGCCUUGCGGCGAGAUGUUCUUGAACCACAAGCUGUUGUUGGCAGCUUGAGGAUAAGCAUAGCUGCCUCGGCUAUGGACUCCUCUGUCUGGUUCUGUGGCUCCUGAUGCUGAAUCUGAACUCUCGAGUGAGCUUACCAGGCUCAGAAGUGGCCUGUUCUGGGACCUGCACACUAGAAGAAAUAAUAUUUCUUGUCUUUGGUUCAGCUGCCUCCCCCCGAGGGAGGGAUGGUCUUGUGACCAAAGCACAGGGCAGGAGUCCCAUGCUAUGUUCCUAGCCCUGCCACUGACUCUGUGUGUGCCCUUUGGCAAGUCAUAUAAUGUCCCUGUGCCUCAGUGUCCCUAUUAGUAAGUUUGGGGUAAAACCUUGAGGAAGGUUAAGAAAAUGUAAUGCUUUAAUCAUAAUAUUUGUAAAGUGUCUCCAGGCCCUCAGAUAAGCGGUGCUGUGUUAGUGCAGGAAGCAGUCCAUUCCUCAUGCACUGAGGCUGCUCCCCUGAAACAGUAAGUUUGGCAUACAGAAGAGCCAAAGACAAUAUUAUCUAGACAAAGCUUUGGGGUGUGUUCAGACUAGCAAUCCAGGUGUGUUCUUACCACAUGUUCAAGGCCUAAUGACAAGGCAGUAUGUAGUUUUCAUGUGUGUUAGCAGGUUGAGGUACAUGCUUGGAACUUCCCUGGGAUUUCACCUCAUGUGAGCUAGCGCAUGGUACGAUCACUCUCCUUUUUGCGUUGUGAAGACCAGGGCACGGUCAUUGCUGAGUUGUUGACCAAGGCUGCAGAGGUAUCAGGAGGAGCAGGUGCCCAGAGAACUCAGAAAGGAUCCAGAUGCUGUACAAAAACACGCAAAGAUGGAUAUAGAAGACUACAAUGGACGCUCCUAUAUAUCUGUGGGGAUUCCUCUCUGGAGAAGGAGUUCAGCUCGGCGAUCGUGGGACCCACGGUGAGCACCUCAAACAGCCAGCACUCCUCCCCGAGCCGCUCCCUGAGUGCGAACUCUAUCAAGGUGGAAAUGUACAGUGAUGAAGAAGCCAGCAGGCUGCUGUCGCAGGACGACCGCCUCCUCGAGAAAGAGGACAGCGUGAUUGUGGAGGACUCCCUCUCUGAGCCCCUGGGGUACUGUGACGGCACGGGGCAGGAGCCUCACUCUCCGGGCGGCAUCCGGCUCCCCAAUGGCAAGCUGAAAUGUGACAUCUGCGGGAUGGUGUGUAUCGGCCCCAACGUGCUGAUGGUGCACAAACGAAGCCACACGGGAGAGAGGCCGUUCCACUGCAACCAGUGCGGAGCCUCCUUCACCCAGAAGGGGAACCUCCUGCGGCACAUCAAACUGCACUCUGGCGAGAAACCCUUCAAAUGUCCCUUCUGCAACUAUGCCUGCCGCCGGCGAGACGCGCUCACCGGCCACCUCCGCACACACUCAGUCUCCUCCCCCACAGUCGGCAAGCCCUACAAAUGCAACUACUGCGGCCGGAGCUACAAGCAGCAGAGCACGCUGGAGGAGCACAAGGAGCGCUGCCACAACUAUCUACAGAGUCUGAACGCUGAGCAGCAGUCGCUGGCCAGCCAGCAAGGCGAUGAGAUGCGAGACCUGGAGAUGGUGCCAGAUUCUCUGCUUCACCCCUCGUCCGAGCGGCCGACGUUCAUCGACCGGCUGGCGAACAGCCUCACCAAACGGAAACGCUCCACACCUCAGAAAUUUGUGGGGGAAAAGCAGAUGCGAUUCAACCUCUCCGACCUCUCCUUCGAUGUGAACUCCAGCUUCGAGAAGGACGUGGAGCUGGUGGCCGCCCACCACCCCAUUGACCCCAGUUACGGCAGCUCUCUGUCAUUUGUGGGGUCCGAGCACCUGCGCCCCCUCCGCCUCCCCUCCACAAACUGCAUCUCAGAGAUCACACCUGUGAUCAGCUCCGUCUACACCCAGAUCCAGCCCAUCCCGGGCCGGCUGGAAAUCCCAGGGAGCCGAGAAGCCGCUGAAGGCCAUGAAGACAUUCCCGAAGGGGCGCAGAUUGUGUACCGGGGGCGCGACCAGGGCGUGUCGCCCAGCAACGGCUGCCAGGAUUCCACAGACACUGACAGCAACCACGAAGAGAGGACCUCGCAGCUGCCGGCGGGGAACUGCACCAGCAGCCGGCAGAUCCCAGCCUACGCCAAAGAGGACCCCAAGCUGCAGGAGGGCACCCCUGCUGCCCGAGCAACGCCCAGCUCAGCCAAAGACGUCCUGCGUGUGCUGAACGAGGAGGGGGAGCAGGUGAAAGCCUUCAAGUGCGAGCACUGCCGGAUCCUCUUCCUGGACCACGUGAUGUUCACCAUCCACAUGGGCUGCCACGGCUUCAGAGACCCUUUCGAGUGCAACAUCUGUGGCUACCACAGCCAGGAUCGGUACGAAUUCUCCUCCCACAUAGUGCGGGGCGAGCACAAAGUGUAGGCAAACUCAGUCCUCCCCUGACCGCCCUGUGACUCCUCCCCCUGGCUCUAGCCCCGCCCCCCAGUGGGCAUGGACCUUUUUUUCUUUUAUACUCCUUUGCACUGACUUUGGCUACAAAAUAUUUAAAAAAAAAAUCAAUAAUUAAAAAAAAAAAUCACGAGAGGAGCUCUUAA
Chelonoidis abingdonii (Abingdon island giant tortoise) is the source of this 4337-nucleotide messenger RNA. The record is from RefSeq and is a predicted model, not a curated record. Lineage: Eukaryota; Metazoa; Chordata; Testudines; Testudinidae.